Molecule: messenger RNA, 9457 nt
Organism: Centropristis striata (black sea bass)
Lineage: Eukaryota; Metazoa; Chordata; Actinopteri; Perciformes; Serranidae
Product: rho-related BTB domain-containing protein 2-like
Exons: 10
Coding region: 3694-5859 (721 amino acids)
Biological process (GO): small GTPase-mediated signal transduction
Molecular function (GO): GTPase activity; protein binding; GTP binding
Source: RefSeq, a predicted model, not a curated record
AUACCUGAAAACCUCAAACCUUGAGUUCAUACAUCAACAAUCUGUCUCCAGAAGGCUCCAACAAAUCAUUCCAAGUAUCAGUUAUUCCAAGUAUUGCAUUUAGAAAAAAAAUCACAAUAAAACAGCCAACUGUUUUGCAUUAACUGUACAAACAUGCAAACAACCUAGUUCAGUGAAAAGUGGCGGAAUGACCAAAGAAAAAACAGGAAUUCCAAGAAUAUGAGUAAGCAAAUAGCAAAGGUUUACCAAAGGUUUUUUCCAACUCCAGUCCAAUUACCUCCUCAUAGCUUCCUCAUUUUAUAGCUUUGACAACUUCACAGUGAGUGGAAGAUCUUUACUUACAUAUAGUAUGUUAUUAUAUCAUUAUGUAAUAUGUGUUGCAAUGCAGUGCAUCAUUUCAGUUUCAUGCAUUCUUAUUUCAAAGGAAUUAGUUCCAGGCUUUGCUCUGUUUUUUGUCUGCUUCUGUUCAGGAGAGGAUCGAAGGGAAGUUUAGACUGUCAGCCUCACCUGGUGGAGGAGACUGAACAUUGCAGGACACCAACAUAAUACAAUUAAAAUAUACAGUAGAUAAUCCACAAAAAGAAACAUAGAAUAUAAACAUUUAUGAAUAAUAUGGACCCAGGAAGAUGUCAAGCAGCUUCUUCCCACCCAGGUGACUUCCUCUCCAAAAUGUAACCUGAAGAGGACAGACUACACAGACACACAAGAAGCAAAACUGAAUCACAUCCUUCACACAGAAAGGAGAAUAGUAAAAUAGUGAUCAGCAUCACUUAGUCCUCCAGAGCAACGCCAAAAGUGCAUUUAAGGGCGUAAACUGUUGUCUCUACUCUGACAAGUAACUUAAUAACAUAUCAAAACUACAAGGUAUACAUUUAUGACAGCAUUUUCACAGAAUGACGCUUGUUUCUGAGGCCUUUCUCCCACAAUAAAUGGUCCUGGUCCUUGGUCCUGGGACAACAUUAAUAUGUACAAACACUGGAUUGCAUUGUUAGUUAGUGUGUAAUGACGUAGCUCAGAGUAAGACAGAGUGAGGGAGGUCAAAGAUAAACCUUUAUUGUGGAUCUAAAACCUCCUCUAAAUUGUAUUAUCUGAGGCUGUGAAGACGCAGAGUUACUGAAUCAAACUGCAGUGGAAAUACAGUCUAUUUAACAGAGAUAAACUCCCACCAGCUGUGCACAAUGGCCAUCAGUACCUGUGAGUGGUGAGUAGUCUUCUCUUUUUCAUAGACCAAUCAAAGUAAUGCCCUUGCUUUAAAUCCAGAGGCUGAGAUAUCACACCAGUAAUUGCGUUGCUCCAAUGUGUGAAUAAGAGCCAUUGCUGCAUGUGUCAACACUGGAGAAAGCUAGAAAUACGCCAUUCUCCUAAUUAUUAACACUGCACUACUAAUGGACCUGGCUAAUGUGUGAUAUGCAUGAUAAAUGUGGAUCUAAUGCACACCAAGUAGAUUUAACUUGGUGACCUUUACAAUAAUUGUUACAUGGCAUCCACUCAGUACUUUUUAGUUUAACUAAACACUAUUUUUUUAAAAUAUUGAGAACAAGUUUAUUGACACAAAAACAGAGAUUCAUAGAGAUUUAAUCAGUCUGAAUUACCUGGUUGCUCUUUAUUAACCAAAACAGUUAUAUGAGAUUCUGGUCAUUAAUGGUAAAAUAACAGUCACGAAUAUAAAUGAACAUGAAAGUUUCCUGUGAUAUAUUUAAUUAACUACUGCAUCAGAUCAAUGCUGCAUUCAAAGGGUAAGGAUGUCAUCAGGGUUAUCUCUCACCUUGGAAGUUGAGCAGAAAGGCAGCAAUACAAACAUGGAGUUUGUAAGCAUUUACCAGAUAGGAAGGAUCUAACAAAGAGGGGCCAAUAAUUCAUUGACGAAAGUAAAGAAAUUAUUAUUUUUGGGCUUUGACCUAAAGGAAUUAGAAACUGGAUCUAAAAAGAAAGAUGCUUCAAACAGAUUUCCAUUAUCUAUGCUCAUUGUUUUAGACAUUUAUGGAAGUGAUUAUGAAUCAGUUUUCUGUAUAAUCUCACAUUUAUUUUUUGAUCAUUUUUCUUUAAAUUCCUCAGAGGAAUACAUGCAACACCAUUUGAAAGAGCCAAAGGAGUUAAUUUAGUACCAGGAAACUGCUCAUCUUUUAUAUAAAGCUCAACAGCUAUCGUGACUCAUGCGUUUUUCUUUUUAUAGCUCUCUUCAAUGACACAAUGAUAAGUGGAUCCAAUCAAACAAUUUUCUUGUUUGUGUGCCAGCCAUCUGACUCCUUUUUGUUUUUAUAAAAUUUGUGCCAUGUAUCCAAGCCACACAUACAGCCACUAUGUGUGUAGUCUAUAUAUAGGCUAUACUGUUUGUGCUUAUUCAUGGAUGGAUUUCUGACAGGCUGACCGGGCACAGGCCCAGGGACCCACAGUGUCAGGGGACACCAGGACUUCGCCUGCAAAAUGCCCCGGAAAAAGACCCAUACCAAUCAUGCAAAAAUGAAGACAAUGAGACUAAAAGUUACCUAGAAAGACACAAUAUUACCACAAAGAGACACAGAAUGACUGCAAAGGGACACACAAUGACUAUAAAGAGACAAAAUAACCACAAAAUAGAAUUAAAAAUUAUUACAUGAAGACACAAAUCAACCAAAAAGACACAAAAUGACUAUAAAGAGACACAAAACAACCAAAAAAAUAACCAAAAAUGACCACAAAUGGAUACAAAAUAACGACAAAAAAAUAAAUAAAAAAUGACAACUACAGAAGACACAAUAUGAAUACAAAGAGAUGCAAAAGGACUACACAUAAAUGACUACAGAGACACCAAAAAAAGACAAAUGAUUAUGAAGAGGCAUUAAAUGACCACAAAAAAUAAGGUCCAGACCAAAGAGGACAGAAAAUAACUAUGAGGAGAAACAACAUGACAACAAAAAGACACAAAUUUACCAACAAGAGAGAAGAGACACAAAACCAAAAAAAGUUGCAUAAAGAUUACAAAACAGGAGGCAAAACCAUGUGUGGUGCCUGUUUGUAGUAGGGAUGUUGCAGGCCUUUUGCAAGUCUGUGCCCAGGGGUGCAUGUGCCUACGUGACAUGCACAUACAUGCACAAAUUAAUCAUUAGGUUCACUGCUCCACUGGAUGAGCCCAACCUGUCCCAAGUGAAAAUGUAGUAGACACGCCCCUGGAUACAACACUUUGAGUUAAGCUGAUCAUUCAUGCUGAAGUGUGUAGUGCAGCACUGUACCACGCUAUUUAGCCCAGCCUGAGUGCACAAAGGGCGUUUAAGGUAUCUUUUUUAAAAAAUCAGUCUCACAACAUCAACAUACUGUAAACUGUGCAAAGGGUGGCCCAGAAAGUAGAAAAGAAACAGACUGAAGGGCAGUCUAUCCAGGCUGCUGGAGCUGUGGAAUGAGAUUUGUGCCACUUUAAAGUGGAUCAGUGUUUUGUAAUGAAUGGGUUUUUUUCCCUCGGUGCCUGCCUAUUAUUAGCUACGGAGGCCUUACAGUAAGUGGAGGUGGUUCCAUGACGGUCAGGGCUGCAGCUCUGCAUCGCACCGACAGGCUUCAGAUCAGCGUUCGUAUUUUUGGCAAUGCAAUCGGACUUAUCGCACUGAUCCAGGGGAAGGUUUCCUGAAACAUCUGCGGUCCGCCGCCUAUUUUCAAGCCUCGUUCACCUUGCCUUGAAGAUGAAGUUAAAUACGAGCUGCCGUCAGGUGCAAGCCGCAUCAGAUGGAGCCCUGCUUUUUUUCUCGUUCAUCGACCAACCCGAUGCAGCACUUCCUUAUGUUGCGGUCCCAGCUGACAGAUUCUGAUAUGGACUAUGAGAGGCCAAACGUUGAAACUAUCAAGUGUGUGGUGGUGGGAGACAAUGCAGUCGGAAAGACCCGCCUUAUCUGUGCUCGGGCCUGCAAUGCCACACUGACUCAGUACCAGCUACUCGCUACACAUGUGCCCACAGUCUGGGCAAUCGACCAGUACAGAGUCUGCCAGGAGGUAUUAGAGCGCUCCAGAGAUGUGGUGGAUGAUGUCAGUGUGUCCCUUCGUCUCUGGGAUACUUUUGGAGACCAUCAUAAGGACCGGCGUUUUGCGUAUGGCAGGUCUGAUGUGGUGGUACUGUGCUUCUCAAUCGCCAACCCCAACUCUCUGUACCAUGUGAAGACCAUGUGGUACCCUGAGAUCAAGCACUUUUGCCCCCGUGCUCCUGUCAUCUUGGUGGGCUGUCAGCUGGACCUGCGCUAUGCAGACCUGGAGGCAGUGAACAGGGCACGGAGGCCUUUAGCUAGACCCAUUAAAUCCAACGAGAUCCUUCCUCCAGAGAGAGGCCGGGAGGUGGCCAAAGAGUUGGGAGUGCCAUAUUAUGAAACCAGUGUUGUUGCUCAAUUUGGAGUCAAGGACGUCUUUGAUAACGCGAUCCGAGCUGCGCUCAUCUCGCGCCGACACCUGCAGUUUUGGAAAUCUCACCUCAGAAAUGUCCAGCGGCCUCUCCUUCAGGCGCCCUUCCUGCCACCAAAACCUCCACCACCUAUAAUCACUGUGCCUCCUCCCCCAACCACCACAGAGGAGCAUCCAGUCGGUCUUCUAGAGGACCCACACUGUGCUGAUGUCAUCCUGGUCCUGCAGGAGCGACAGAAAAUCUUUGCACACAAGAUUUACUUGGCGACAUCCUCUUCAAAGUUCUAUGACCUCUUUAUUAUGGACACACAUAAUGAGGAGCCUGAAAGGCCUUCUCGUGGUCCUCUCUCUGGCAGAGAGCUGCUGAUGCGUGCUGCUAGCUUCGAUGUUUGCGAAAGCAACGACGACGGAGACAGGGCCAACCUGAGGGCCUGCACUAGUGACGGGACCUUAAAAGACUCCCAGGGGGGCAGGCGGGGCAGGUUGCUCUCAUCGUGGAGCAGAGCGUUCGUCAGCAUCCAGGAGGAGCUGGUGGAUGACCCCGUCACGUACAGCCCCAGGCCCAUGACUGUCGUGCACAUGGACCAGUCCAUGCAGCUGGGUCCUUUCCGAGCAGUGCUACGCUACCUGUACACAGGUCAGCUGGACGAGAAUGAGAAAGAGCUAAUGCACAUUGCACACAUUGCUGAGCUGCUGGAGGUCUUUGACCUGCGGAUGAUGGUGGCAAACAUACUUAACAAUGAAGCCUUCAUGAACCAAGAAAUCACCAAAGCCUUCCAUGUACGGCGCACAAACAGAGUCAAAGAGUGUUUGGCUAAAGGCACCUUUUCUGAUGUAGUAUUCAAGCUAGAUGAUGGGACCAUCAUGGCCCACAAGCCUUUACUCAUCUCUAGCUGUGACUGGAUGGCAGCUAUGUUUGGCGGGCCUUUUGUGGAGAGCUGCACCAAAGAGGUGCUGUUUCCAAACACAACUCGCAGCUGCAUGAGGGCUGUGCUGGAAUAUCUCUAUACGGGGCGGUUUUGUUCUCGGCCUGACCUGGAUGCAAUGGAGCUUAUUGUUCUAGCCAAUCGUCUUUGCCUCCCCCACCUGGUUGCACUUACAGAGCUCUACACAGUUACAGUAUUGACAGAGGCAGCGAUGAUGGGGGCUGACAUUGAUGGAGACGUGCUGGUGUACUUGGAUAUGGCCCAGUUCCACGGCGCCCAACAGCUCACUGGCUGGUGUCUUCACCACAUCUGCACCAACUACAACAGUGUCUGCCGCAAGUUUCCCCGAGAGAUGAAGUCCAAAUCUACAGAGAACCAAGAAUACUUUGAGAAACAUCGCUGGCCGCCUGUGUGGUACCUGAAAGAGGAUGACCACUACCAAAGAGCACGCAAAGAGCGUGACAAGGAGGACUACCUGUACCAGAGACGGCAAUGUAAACGCAAGUGGCUCUUCUGGAACCUUCCUUCCUCCCCUAACUCUAACUCCCCUUCUUCUGGCUCGUCUGCUGUCAUCUGACCAAGUGGUAAGGCCAGGUCCCCUCUGAAGUACAUCAGUGUGGACGCGAGUUGUAAAAGAUACAAUAGAAAAUAAGCACUGCUGGCUAGGUACGCCCCAAUUAUUCAGGCACACAGUCUCUCCUCCUGUUUGUUUGCCUCUGCAGUCAAACUGUACUCCUCCAGGUCUGCAAGGUCAGCUCAAUCUGGCGGUUAAAGUAAUGAGUUUUGUUCCUUAGAUUUUUUAGUGUACAUUAGACUCAAACCUCAGUGAUAUGAACCUCACUGACAAAUGGCACAGUGUAACAACUCAUAUUAAAUCUUGUAUGUUCCAACACCUGAGUUUUAAGUUUUAACAAUAGGACUCUGCUGGCACAGAACUCUCCACCUAUGAUCAUAGUUAUCAUCAAUAAACCUGAACUGAUAACCAAGUGCUGCUUAUCAGCUGCAACAACCAGCAAUUCCACACAGAACUUCUCAGUCUCAGAGAUAUAACACUUUGCCCUUAAGUGUUUGUACAAUCUACUAAACUAUGUGUACAGUAUGAUCUCGUGAACAGGAUGUAACGAUAGUAUGGCCUGCCAGGAAUCAAUUACUGAAGUCAUUUACUCUUGUGAGCAUAAAGGAAAGUACUGGCAAGAUCCACUCCUGUUUAUUUGUGUACAGUCAUUCUAUUUUUGAUUGUUUGUGAACAGCUUGCAUGACGCGAGUCUGGACACACUCAGCAUUUACGUAUCGUGAUCUUGUGAUUUGUGGCCUCUUGUCACAAAAGGGCUUUAGUUUACAUGACUGCAUUCAGUGACCUGAGGCAAAAGAGAUCCCAAAUCAAGGAAAAUAUCUGUAUUUUCUGUAAAAUGCCAGCAAAAACAAACCAGAUCGCUAUUAUUUCCUAUGUGUUGCUUGAUGAGGCUUGUGAGCACACAUGUUUCCUGAGUCCCUCAGUUUUCACAAUGAAUGAUUCCAUCAGCUUGACCACUGUCAUCCUGGAAAGCAACACAUAAUGCAUUUCAGAGCCAAUAGGAGCAUUUCCAGAGCUGAAGCGACCACGUGUUCAUCAUGUACGCCAUCCCUCUGAGAUGGUGUGUUUGACGUAUCAGUCACUGGUGGCGAUUUGGCCUUUGGAGAUUUAGUCAAUCAGAGGAUGCCCCCUGACUGUCUGCAGUUGGCUGUGUAAGACUUGUACAUGCAGGAGGCUUCCUCAUGCCUGGGUGAAGUCAUCCAUACUACUUCUACACACCUCAAGCACUUUUUGAACUCUUCUCCACAGAGACUCACACAAGAACCUCCAGUAGCAGCAUCCUGGUUGAAUGGCACUAAAGACAAUAAGGUGUCAUGAUAUGCUGCGGCAAAUUUAAAAAAAGGAAAUGGUGUAAACCAUGACAUUGAAAAAAAAGGGGUGUAAAGAGGUUUAGAUGAAAUAAUUUUUCCUGAUUUGUUUUGCACACCUCAUAGUAUAUGUUUAAGAUUGUCAUCUACCGUUGUACUUGAUUGCAGGAUGAACUGCAGCGUUGUUUGGAUCUGUAAGCAUGGUGCUCAGUGACGAUGGGUAGUAUUGUAAAUUGUACAAAAUAUUAGACGAACUGCAAGUAACUUGCGUCACUCUAACAUGCUGUUACCUAAUAUUGUGCACUGCAGGCAGUGAGCAGAAUCUGACAGUAUUACUGAGUAAUACAUAUACUGAAUAUAGACUUGACUUGCAUUUAGUUACUGUGCAGCUACAAACUGUUGUUGAAAAUAACUGAAUAAUCAUUGUGCUGACCUCCAGUUACAUCUAUUAUAUACUGUAGUAUACAUGCAAAUUACAGGCAGUUCCAACAAACAGUUGACUAAUAGUAAAGUAGGAUUACAGUGCAAAGUAAAGUAGUCACAAUGACAUAAAACAUGCCAUUAUUAUCAAAAUUCUGAUGGCAGCAUAUGUAAAAGAAAGGCUAGCUUUAAUCCUGUAUUUGAGUGGUUAGACUUUUCCAUGCAGUUUUUGACUAGACAGAUAUUUAGAGCCCAACAAAGAGCUUAAAAGUGAUAUGAAUCAUCUCAAUGACAAAAUCAAUUUCUUGCUUGUAUUAACUCUCGACCGAAUAACUACACUGCAUGACCAGGGCUCGCCGAAAUAGAGUUUAUUUAUUGUGAUUGAAGAUAUAUAAAUAGAGUAGUGGUGCUGGUGCUCUAAGCAGUAGCUGUACAUUGUUCUCAAUUACAUUAACUUAACAUAAGAACUGUAAUUUUUGUGAAUCUUAAUUGAUGAAAUAUUUUGGCACACGUGGUCAGACAUCAGGCUGAAGGAUGAGCCUCUUUCAGAGCCAGCUUUAUCCUAAUUCUGAAUGUUUUUAUUUAUUGGACCAUCCGUCUAAUAAAUAAUCCACACAAAAUACAGUUUAUUAUAAUAGUUUAACAGCAGGAGGGUCUAUAGUGUUAUAAUUUGCCUUGUUGGUGUGAUUGAUAAGUUUCAUAGACAUGCAUUUCAUUCCUCAGUGCAUUGCAUUUCUCAAUGAGUCUUCUGCUGAUGUUUUGCAUCAACAACACCUCAUGCCUUAAUGUACAGUGUAGUGUAUGGUACCGAAUGUAAAGUAGUGUUACUGUGGUUACUAGUUUGUUUGCUCUCUGUUAAGUUACCAUGGUGCUCUCUAGGUUGUGUGUGUAUCUGUAAAUGUUCAUAAUCCAUAAUUUGGAUGUAAAGCAAUCAAUGUAUGGUCGAUCCAAUGAGUGUGCUUAAGUUUGAACACUGCGGAGGGGUUUAUGUCCUUUUUAAAAGCCGUAAACACAAAAACUAAUUAAAGACUCAGACCAUUUAGGCCACAUUAGACUAACACAAUGACAAACCAUCAAUUUGUGACAUUAACCAUGAAAUGAAUGCAGGGAUUUCAAAUCUGUUCCAUUCUUUUAAAGUCGUUUUAUGCUAAUGAGCUCCAAUUUUGGAGUCUGCAUAAUUACAAAAUGCUGAGACAGGGUGGCCAUAGGAAGUUAGAUUGUAACUAAAACAUGUAAAUAGAAAUUGUGCGAUGACUUGCAAUUCAAACUUGGCAGAGCAAUUGAUACAAGCUAUUGCAUAGUUUAACAUAUGUAAUGUUUUUGUACUAUGCAUACUGAAAUGUCUGAUUUUGAAAUUACAAACUUGCACUGCUUUGUAGCACCAGGUUCUAUUCAAACUGCAUUAGAAGGAAUAGCAACAUCAUUAUUAAAUAUGUAGACAACAUCAGGUAAAAAAAAGAAAAAAAAACGGAAAAAAUAUUAGAUCAUAAAUUAGAAAGAAGUUGUCACUGAGGCCCUUUUCCAUAUGUUUGGGUGCUAAUUUCACCGCUGCAGAGAAGCACAAACCAAAGGGAGCUUUAGCAGCACCAGGAAUAUAUAAUAUAUGCUGCACAAUCACUACUGCAUAGUUUAAGAGGCCUUGUUCAGAAAUGGUUGAAAAUUAAAUAAUAAUUAAAAAAACAAUAAACGAAAAGAAAAAAAAACUUGAAUGUUUUCUCAGUGUUCAAAGCCUGGAUGACAUUUUCCUUAGUCAUCAGGUAUUUUUGUUCCCAAGAGCUGUUUUUAUUGUUUAGGAGCUGUAAAUCUGAAAUUCUGUAGCAUGUGUUCUUGAAAAUGUGUAAAUAAUAUUUACUAAAUAAAAAAGCAGCAACGUG